This is a messenger RNA of Poecilia latipinna (sailfin molly), 1364 nucleotides long. It is a transcript of the gene stmn2a, whose product is annotated as stathmin 2a. Gene Ontology annotation, molecular function: tubulin binding. NCBI's taxonomy places the organism in Eukaryota, Metazoa, Chordata, Actinopteri, Cyprinodontiformes, Poeciliidae. Gene Ontology annotation, cellular component: neuron projection; cytoplasm; growth cone. Gene Ontology annotation, biological process: microtubule depolymerization; neuron projection development; regulation of microtubule polymerization or depolymerization. The record is from RefSeq and is a predicted model, not a curated record.
UGAAGGCUGCAGCUCAUGGUGGAUGCUGGUACCCGCCGUGCGCGUCAUAGGCAAGAGGAGGGUCUGAAUGCGCGUUCCUGUGCGCGUUCCUCUUGCUCUCCGCUUCCCAGUCCAAGCCCGGUCUAUUCGCUGACUCAGUGCCUUAAGCAGCAUCACGGUUCAUCGGAACAGAUUCAGCAUCCUCUGCGGAGAAAUACAUCAGUCAUGGCUAAAACUGUAACCGCAUACAAAGAGAAGAUGAAGGAGUUGUCCGUCCUCUCCCUCAUCUGUUCCUGCUUCUACCCAGAGACUCGCAACAAGCUCAUUUGUGAGUUUGAAGACAUGGAGGUUAAACCUAUAGACAAACGGGCCUCAGGGCAAGCCUUUGAGGUAAUUCUCAAGCCCCAGUCUCCGGUGUCAGACAUUGCCCACAACCUUCCCUCUCCUCCAAAGAGGGAUCUCUCCCUGGAGGAGAUUGAGAAGAAACUGGAGGCAGCUGAAGAGCGAAGAAAGUACCAAGAGUCUCAGGUGCUGAAGGCUUUGGCAGAAAAGCGGGAGCAUGAAAGGGACGUGUUGCUAAAGGCCAUGGAGGAGAACAGCAACUUUAGCAAGAUGGCCGAGGAAAAGCUCCAGAUGAAGAUGGAGCAGAUUAAGGAGAAUCGCGAGGCCCAGCUGGCAGCCAUGAUGGAGCGCCUACAGGAGAAGGAGAAGCAUGCCGCGGCUGUGCGCAGGAACAAAGAGCUGCUGAGGGAAGAGCAGCUAGCAUGAGCUUCACACAAUUCCUGUGGUCCGUCUGUCGAACCAUCCAUCCAUCCAUCCAUCCAUCCCUGCCCUCAACCUCUCCAAAACAGACACUCUGCCGUGAAGGCUGAGAGGCUCAAGAAACUCACCACCACAGCACUGCACACCUUGUCACAACUAUCCACAACCCUUAUUAUCAGUGAUACAGACAUCUAUGAAUCUCCUUUUACAACUGAAUAGAUUUGUUGAUUUAGCGAAAGUGCAACCAUAUGACUUUUAUUUUGUAAAUACUCUAUCUAUCUAUCUAUCUAUCUAUCUAUCUAUCUAUCUAUCUAUCUAUCUAUCUAUCUAUCUAUCUAUCUAUCUAUCUAUCUAUCUAUCUAUCUAGAUACUAGAUAGAAAUUAGAUAUAUAGCGGGUUAGCUAUCUGUUUAGCUAGCUAGCCAGAUAGCGCUCUCUCUCUCUCUCUCUCUGUGUGUCUAGCUGUCUUGCUAGCUAGCUAGAUAAAUAGACCGAAAGCUAGUUAGCUAAAUUUCUUGAUAGCCAACAUGUUAUCAAGCUAGCUAGUUAGAUAAAUAGAUAGAAAGCUACUUAUCAAUCUUUCUUGAUAGCCAACAUUUUAUUUAUUUAUCUAGCUAGCUAGCU